AGAGAACGGCUCACCCAACAAAGUCAAUGAUGUCACUUUUCUGUUUUCGCUCGUUAUCAACCAAAGCGGCCGCCAGACUGUCUCAAGGUGAAAGAGACAUUUUUUUAACGCCUUUGAUUUCCUCUGGAUGGAAGUUGGUUGACAAUAGGGAUGCUAUUAUUAAAGAAUAUACCUUUAAUGACUUUAAUGAAGCAUUUGGAUUUAUGACACGUGUAGCCUUGAAAGCUGACAAAAUGGAUCAUCAUCCAGAAUGGUUUAAUGUUUAUAAUCGUGUUCAAGUCACUUUGAGCACACAUGACUGUCAAGGUUUAUCCAAGCGAGACAUCGAACUCGCCAAGUUUUGUGACAAAAUCUGA
Molecule: messenger RNA, 356 nt
Organism: Rhizopus microsporus ATCC 52813
Lineage: Eukaryota; Fungi; Mucoromycota; Mucoromycetes; Mucorales; Rhizopodaceae
Product: putative pterin-4-alpha-carbinolamine dehydratase-like protein
Exons: 2
Coding region: 27-356 (109 amino acids)
Biological process (GO): tetrahydrobiopterin biosynthetic process
Molecular function (GO): 4-alpha-hydroxytetrahydrobiopterin dehydratase activity
Source: RefSeq, a predicted model, not a curated record